Molecule: messenger RNA, 6026 nt
Organism: Gryllus bimaculatus (two-spotted cricket)
Lineage: Eukaryota; Metazoa; Arthropoda; Insecta; Orthoptera; Gryllidae
Source: the annotation of a GenBank genome assembly
CUUCCGCUUUCCUUCCUUCUUCUGCUUUCUUUCCUUCUUCCGCUUUCCUUCCUUCUUCUGCUUUCCUUCCUUCUUCCGCUUUCCUUCCUUCUUCCACUUUCCUUCCUCCUUCCACUUUCACUACACCUUCCACUUUCCUUUUUUCUUUAUCUUCAUCUUCAAUCUCCAGUUCAGUGUCUUCCUGCUCUUUUUUAAGCUCAUUUUCUUCUGUCAUUUUUAAGUUGACAUUUUUCUUUGACUCAUCUUCAUUCACUACAUUCUCUACAAGAGUUUUUUCAGAGCUUUCUUCUGAAAUAUUCAAAGAUCCUUCUUCUUGGCAUUUAUUUUCACCAUUUAUCUCCUCCUUCACAAACACGUCUUUUGUUGCCGUAUUUUGUUCACCAGCAUUGACAGCUUCCUUGCACGCUUGAUCUUGUGUCUUCUGAGCCUUUAAGACAGCUGCAUUCUGAGAUCCACCUUCAUCUUUUUUAGAGCUUUGUUCAUCCAAUCGUUUCUUCUGAACAGAAGCUCUAGUCACCUUCCUCUGCUCUUCUUCAGGCACUCUCUUCUUAGCUUCUUCAACAUGUUUCAUUUUAUCACUGUUUAAUUCCUGAUUACAGACCUUUUUAUCAUUAUCUGCUUUGACUUUUUCAUCCUUGCUUCUUCUUGUAUCCAUCUUCUUCACUUCUCUCACCUGCUCCAGCUUUGCCAUCACUUCUUCCUCAUUUUUCAACUUUUGGGUUCUACUCUCCGCACCUUUUUCAUUAUCACUUUCUUCAUUCUCCUUUUUUGGUUCUCUCUUACUUACAGUAUCUACCCUUCCAUCUUUCAUUCCUUCUUCCGGUUUCUUCUCUUCCUUAUUACUCUGUUCAGAUUUUUCAAGUUUUUUCUCUUCCUUACUAUUCCCAUUUCUCUUUGCUUUACUUUCUUCUUUUUUAGUCUUUUCCUCACAAUUUCCAAUUUUCUCCUCAUCCUUCUUUCCCUCUUCCGACUUCUUUUUCUUGUCACUUUCUUUCUCAAUAUUCUGAUUUAUUGCUUCUUCAGUCACCUUAUUUUCAACUUUACCUUUCUUUUCCAAACAUUUUCCCUUCAUAUCAGGUUUUUUCUCAGUGGUCCCUUCAACCGUACUUUCCUCUCUCUUUCCUCCCUUCUCACUUCCUGUUGAUUUGUCAUCAGUCUUUUCUGUUCCCAUCUCCUUCUUCACACCUUUUGGAUUAGCUGGAACAUCCGUCUUCGGAACCAAUUUAUUUUCAACUCCUUGUUCCAACUUCUUUCCAUCUUUCGUUCUAUUUUCAGCAUCUUGCUCUGUAUCUUCCACCACUGACAUUCUCCUACAUUCUUUUUCUUCCUCAGUCUUGUCAGCCUUAUUUUUAAUACUUACAGUGUCUUCAGUCUGAGCCUCUACACUCUUAGCACCAUCAGUUGUUGAAGCUUCAUUUUCAACAGACUUUUUAUUUUCAAGGACACUUAGUUUGGUCUCUAGGCUUUUCUUAAUUGCAGCCACAUCACACACAGUCUUGGAGAAUUUAGACAAACCUCUGUUACCAAUUGUUUUCACAGUGGUAACUGGAGAGACAGAUUUAUCAACAUUUUCUAUAGGAACUAAUUUUUCAACAGCCUUUACACAUGGUGUAUUGGCAUUUUCAACCCUAACAUCUUUAGGAUUCAAGGUACUUUUACAGGAUUUGUCUGCUAUUGUAAUUGCUUUAGAUGCUGAAAUGUUCUUCUUCUUUCCUGAUGAAUUUUCACUGCCAAUAGCCAAGUCUUCAGUCUCUGAAUUUGAAGAUUUUUGAUGACUUCUUAAAGCAGAUUUUGUCUUUGCUUUCAAAUUUUUCAUGCCACUUUCUGUCAUGCUUACAGAAUCACCCUCUGACACAAAACUGCUAUUUGAUGCUUCAUCGUCAGAACACUGUGGAGUUGGAAGUUUUGGUUUUGGCUUGGUAGAACCUGCAGAGAUUAAAGCUGUGGCCUUCUGGGCAGAUGAACGAACAGAACGUCUCACAUUCAAUUUUGAUUCGUCCAUCGAAUCACACACUUCAGAAUCACCACCAGGUAGUUCCGAUGUUGGUUCAACCUCUGAAACAAACACAUUAGGAACAUUGUCACUUGGUUGGCUGGUUUUAUCUUCUGUUUCUGCAGUCUCAGUCUCCGAAGAAGCUUUAACACAUGUAUUGUUAGUUGACUCGGUCACAGUUUUCUUUGGUUCUCUUUUUACUGCCUUUGCCUUGGAACUCGUAUUGUCAUUUACCUCCUCUUUGACAUGCAAUUCACUUUUAACUUUCUUGUCAUGACCCCCUGUAGAACUUGAUACACUACUUCUCCGAGAAUUAUUCAUCGACGAGUUUUCAACAUCUGAAAGUUCUUGUUCUAAUCGAUGCAACGCAUCCUCAAAUGUGUCACCUUUUCCCACCUCAAAUUCAUCAGGAGACGUUGAUGUUGCCUUGUCUACCUUUCUAUUUGGUUCACCAUUUGUGUCAUCUGUUUCCACUUUGGGGCCAUCUUUUUGACUGCUUUCUUUCCCAUCUUGCCCCAGCUCUUUAAGGGAGUUAACUCGGGAUUUAAUAGUAGCAGGUUUCACAACUUUGGAUUUGUCUUCCCUUUCCUUAUUCAUUUCUCUUUUGUAAAAAAUUGUUGGUAUGAAAACGUCUCUCAUCGGUACACUCUGCACACGAUCUUUGGCUUUAGAAGGAUUUGCAUCCGGAUUCAGAGGACUGAAUCUCAUUGGUCCAGUGUAACUCACACCACUGUUCGAAGUUUCCAACCCACCACAAAAGUUAGAGUUUGUAUCCUUCACCUUUUUCUUAUCACUACUCCCUCUGUCACCCUCGACAGCCUGGGCACGGCGCUCUUCUCUUGCUCGAGAUAUUUGCUGCAAGAUUUGGCUAACCUGUCCCCGUUUCAUUAGUGCAGAUAUUUUGUGUGAGAUUGUUUUUCCUAGAUUCGAGUCACUAUUCAUUUCAGAAGGGUCACCUUCACUGCGUGUUUCCUGCAGGAAACUUUCUUCACUCUUGACAUCCGUAGAGCACAACCCUGGCAUUUUGAUAUCGUUGUCUAACUCACCAACACUGAUUCUGUUCAAUUCCGCAACUGGUGAUUCACAGGUGCUAAUAUCACUUUCAACAGGUCCAGGACUAUUCACUUUGCUGCUCAAGCUCACGACAUCAUCUUCUGGUUUCUCUUUGGGAGUACUGGUUGUGCGUCGACGACCAAGGCGAUAUUCGAGUGGAACUUGGGCAUCAUCAAAAACCCAUCCUAAAAUUGAAGAGCGUUGCUUUCCACUUCUUAAUACAUGAAUAGGUGUGUCAGAACGAGUACGGUACGGAGAGACAUGGUUCUUAACACCAUUUGGUUGGGGGUUCACCUUCACAUUGCGAAGUUUUCGCUGGGCCUUAGGACUGUGAGGUUCACGUGACACUGGGGGCAAACUAGCAGAUCGAAAACGAGCACUUCUUGAAACUAGUGGAUUUCUUUCCUGAGAGGAGUCGUCUGUUGUUUCUGUGGUUUUCCUUGUCCGUGCUCGACCAAUUGGCUUUUUCAGCUCAAUGUCAGAUGCUGAAUCACUAUUUUUGCGAUUUUCUUUCUUCACAUCAGGUACAUCUGUUGCUUUAUCUAGUGCUUUAGAAUCACCCACCUGCUUACCGACACUACUUCUCGUCUCUCUGGAAGCCAUUGCAAGUGACAACCAGCAUUUGUAGCUUGUGUACCUGGAAAAUAAAGAAAAAUAAAAAUAAAAUACUGUGUAAAAAACACUACAUUACACACUCCAUACAUAAAUACACAUUUUGCGCAACUAGUACACGCCCGAAACUAGGUUCCGUUUGCGGACAAAGUAGCAGGCGAAAUAUACACAGACAUUACGGAAAAUCAUAUGGUACAAAACACAGAUUACACUCAUUUAGGACUUACUACAGCCGGCAGCAUGACCACGCAUCGCCACAAAAACGCAGCUACCAAGUAACUCCCUGCUUUUUACAUUAUUACAUGCUGUCAACAAAGCGAAUGGGACGAGGCACGGCUUUACAAAAACUUUAGGGCAUAAAUAAACAAAAGACGAUCAACGACGAACGCAGAUUUGCAGUGAAAUUUUGCUGUCCCAUAGAUCUUCUUCAACUAGUCCUAUCAUUAAAACUUCACUCCCAGAAGAAACAACAUACCUUUUGGCACAUUCAGAACAAUAAAAUUCACUAGAAAAUAUCUUCUACACAGUUCAACAAUCCUUCCAAAACCGUGAUUCUCGCAUCGCAGUAUGCAGUACCAUCUUCCUUCGCAGCGCGGUAGUUAGCGCCACCUAUGCAGCGAUAGGCACGUAGUCAUCUCGCGUAUCAAAGUGUUAAAAUUCAUGUCCAACUUACCUAAAAUACUCUCAUUGAUAAAUUCUACCUUGACUUUUCCCCUUAGAACUGCUGAGAAAUAAAAACUAUCAUUGUACAAAAACAACUUCAUCAUUGACACCGAAAUUUUACAAUGCAUAAUCCUCGGACGCUAUGCGUCCAUGUUGAAAAAAGUCCGAAUCCGGAGGGCGCGAAGCGUAUCAUACAAACAUGGCAGCAUUUAGGUUAGCCAUAAGCUCGGGGUUCCGGAUUAAUGCGUUGAAACCUAGAAGAAUUACUGCCUGUGUGCCCUUCCGCAUAGUAGAACACACACAUCCUAUUCCUAUUUUGACGGUUGCAGCGUCUCAUAGGACGAUAAUUAGUGCAGCAGAUAGUGCCAAAGAAAAAUCGGCCCCUGCAGGCAGAGAGUACAGUGAGUCACAAGACCCUGAAGAAUGGAAAUAUGUGGAGAGGCUUAUUCCUCCUGUAGUAGUUCCCGAGCCUGUGCUCCGUGACAGCUAUCCUUCAGGAUGGAUACCACCCACAGAUGAAUCUUUGAAAUAUCCUUACUUUAUUGGAAGAAGUAAAAAUCACAUGCCUUCUGUUUAUCUAAGAAUAGGCCACAGAGGAAUCGGUAAACGCACAUUUAUCAGGAAGAUUAAAGGGGAUAUUUGGGCUCUUGAAAGGGACCUAAAAGAGUAUCUGGUUGAAAAAACAGGAAAAAUUAUUAUUACACAAGUCAAUGAAAUGUGUGGAUAUAUAGUAUUUAGAGGCGAUUAUGUUUUACUCUGCUUAGAUUGGGUUAAGAGUAAAGGAUUCUAAUGAUGUAUUUUUCUUGGUCAUGAGAAUUUCAAAUAUUGAAUGUUCUGGAUUUGUAGAUAAUAUAGAAUAUUGUGUUAUUAAUAUUGUAUUAGUGUAAAUGAUACAAAAUAAUUGUACUCUUCAUGAAGUGUGAAAUAAAGAAAACAUUUCUUUUUAUACCUUGGUUUGUUGGUUAACACCCAUUUGUAAUUGAAAUUACAUGCAUCCUGAGCUGGCCAUAACUAGGCCAAAUGUUCCUAAUAAUGCAAUGUAGUGAAAUGCAUUGCAUUCUCUGGCUCCAAUAAGCAAUCGUUCAUAAGAGUUUCAUGACUUCAUCUGAUUAAGAAAGUUGAAGUCCCUAUUAUCAGAACUACUCUCUUAGUAGUCUGGAAACAUUGCAAGAAAUUUUUGUUAAGGUCUGGGUAUCAGCAAAGAAACAUACACAACAUUGUCAGCACAUUAUUGUGAAAUUGCAGGCACAUUGAUUUUUUAAAUGCAUUUUAUGUAGAAAAGUGUUAGAUUUUGUUUGGAUUGGGUACUAUUGUCACGUGACUCAAUAUUUGUAACUUGUACUUAUGAAUGAAAUCAUUGUAUGUUUAUCUCUAAAUGGACAAUUCCUGUCUACAAACAUGAACAUUUUUAAUGUAAUUAAAAAUAUGAGUUUAAUAAUAAUUACAAGAAUGAUGACCCACUUACCAAAAUAAAUAAUUAUUUUGUAACAUGAGAGUUGACAUUCGGAGUUGUGGUGCAAAAAAUAAAGGAUGUGGAACCUUGAUUCAUUGUAUAUUUGUAAGUAAAUUUUUUGUAAUAAAAAUUGUUAAUCCACGAGACAUUGUGCCUAACCCACACAUGACAUCGGGAUUCAAUUUUGUACCAUUCCAUUCCAUACUUAGUGUAAUUUCUUGGUUUUGCAAAUCACACAUAAUUUAAUGUCAC